GUGACAGACACCAUUGACAAACAUACAGCUCCCUUUUGCACGCUUGUCACAGCACCAACAAUCAGAGUUGGUUGAACAGAGUUCUCUCUGUGAUUGCAUUUACCUGGGAAUCUUCUAAGAUCUUUAUAUAAGCUGGAGACCCCUUUUUUGCUGGAGAAUAAUCUUCAAGGUUGUCUUUUACUUCAAGAACAAACACAAAAGGACUUCAUGCUCCCAAGAACUUUCGAUCAAAUGUGCGACUGCAAAGUGUUGAGAUAUCUUCUAGAACAAUCCCACAAUGCUUUUAGGACUACGUAACUUCCAGUAUGGGUUUCCUCCCUGUGUAAUUGUUCUGAGUCAGCUGCCCUUCCUGAUUUCCUGACUUUGUCAUUUCUACCUCCUCGUAUUGUAAGGAAUUUUCAGUGAUUCCUGUUCCAAAGAAGAAAAGACUUCAAACAUUGGAGCAGACGAGGAAUUCUUCUUCAGGAUUCAUAUGGUGCAGCACUGAGUGGACCCUCACUCCUUUCAAGGAAGAUUGCUGCAUGACAAUUUUCGCUCUCCCCCCGGCCAUCUCUGCAGCACAGUAUGGCCCCCUGUAACGAACAAUGACUGACCUUGGAGGAUUGCAGAGGCCCAAAGAACAGAGCAUUAGACCCCUUUUCUAUGGUCUGGUUGCCCAUCUUCUCUCUCAGAGGUGACGACUUUCAUUAGCAAACCUAGUACUGACAAUCCUUCCCUGCCUUCCCCCCUCACCCUCAACACACCAGCUUGGACCACUCAUCGUCCUGGACACCAUGUAGUAGGGCUUCAACGGGUUGUGACGAUUGAGUUGCAAUGGUUUUACACACUUCCCCAUUUCCCUGUUGCUGUCUGUCUAUUCUACAUCGCCUUUCUUGGGCUCUGAUCUGCCCAUUUUACUGGCUUGUGGACAGACUUGUAGCCUCCUGGAUACCAACUACCAAUGAGAAGUGCCAAAGGGGGUCUCUGUGCUGGGCCCUCCGCUUUAUCUUCACCACACCCAUUUACUUGGCUCUCUGUACUCUGUCAAUACCCAGUGCCAUAUUUGGGUUUCUUUUGUGGAACCCUCUCCAGCUAUGUAGGCGACCAUACAUCUAUUCUAGGCUGGAAGACAAGAGCCAGGCCAGUGGUACUAUACUUCUCAAUGAAUGGAAGGCCUCGGGCCCUGGGAAAAGUUUCUGUUUCGGCACUGCCAACGUCUGUCUCCUCCCUGAAUGCAUGGCAAGGGUGAACAAUCUUUCCAACACACAAGACCGGGCCAAAGAAAUUGGGCAGAGAAUCCGAAAUGGAGCCAGUAGGCCCCAGAUCAAAAUAUACAUAGACUCCCCGACAAACACCUCUAUCAGUGCAGCGAGCUUCAGCAGUCUGGCGUCCCCCCAGGGCAGCGACGGCCCCAACAAAGCUGUCAAUGUGGGCAUCAAGAGAACGACCUCCAUGGAGUACAAGGGUGACAACGGGAGUCCAAACAACAGCGAAGAGAACCGGAACCCCAAAAGCGGUGGGGACUUUCAUGACGUUGAAGACAACGCCUGCAUCAUCCGGAUCGGAGGAGAGGACGGCCAGCUGUCUGAUCCAGAAGCCGACGGCACUGGUGACUGCCAGAUGGAAACUCCUCCAGAGAAUAAAGCAGAGAGCCAGAAGGGCCAAACCCCCAACCAUAAGGCCAAGGAAGGGGACGCUGGGAGCUUAGACAGCUACACCGCAUCGAGAGAGUCCCUGGUGAAGGUCCGGAUUGGGGAGAGCACCACAGACCAAAGCUCUGUCAACAACAAGUUGCUCCACAAGACUUCCACGCUCAAGAAGACCUCGCUGCGAAAAAAGAAGCAUACAGAUGAGAUCUUCGACCAUGAGAUCUCUGCCUUCUUCCCUGCCAACUUGGACUUCCUGUGCUUGCAGGAAGUGUUUGACAAAAGAGCAGCAGGGAAAUUGAAAGACCAGCUCCACCAAUAUUUUGAAUACAUUCUGUACGACGUCGGGAUCUACGGCUGCUGUUGCCCCUGUGAGAUCCUGAGCAGCUCCUGCCCCUGUAAGAUCCUCAACAGCGGCCUCCUUUUUGCCAGCCGCUACCCGGUUAUGGACGCCGUCUAUCACUGUUACCCCAACGGAGGAGGGACCGAUGCCUUUUCUUCAAAGGGAGCCUUGUUUGUUAAGGUACAAGUGGGAAGUACACCUCAGGACCAAAGAAUCGUGGGAUAUAUUUCCUGCACCCACUUGCAAGCUGAAGGAGAAGACAGCACCAUUCGAUGUGAACAGCUGAAUCAGCUUCAGGAUUGGCUGGCUGAUUUCCGAAAAUCUACCUCCUCCUCCAGCACAGCCAAUCCCGAGGAGCUAGUGGCGUUCGAUGUGCUUUGCGGAGACUUCAACUUUGACAACUGCUCUUCUAAUGACAAGCUGGUACAACAGCACUCCCUGUUUACACACUACAAGGACCCCUGCCGCGUUGGGCCAGGGGAGGAUAAGCCAUGGGCAAUCGGUACUUUUUUAAAACAAGAUCGCCUCCAUGACGAGGAGGUGGGCACCCCAGACAAUCUGCAAAAGGCUCUGGAAAGUGAAGAAGGGAGGAAAGAAUAUAUUGACUAUCCCACCAGCAAGAGCCAUCCUUCCAACCAGAAGGUCUUGGUGAAAGGCAAUGGCAGGAGGAUUGACUACAUGCUCUACUCUGAGGAGGGGCUCUACCUGGAAUGGAAAGUGGAAGUGGAGGAAUUCAGUUUUAUUACCCAGUUAGCAGGUCUGACUGACCACCUACCCGUGGCCAUGCGCCUGAUGGUCAACACUGGCGAGGAAGAGGUGUAGAUGGGCCAGCCCCACGGUCAGUCAGGACCCAGGCCAGCCUAAGAAGACCUGGUCUAUGUUCUUGGGAUACGAAGGACUUUUUUCCAGUGAAACGUGAGCCAGAUGAAAACACCUGGCCUCCAGUCGCCUCUCCCAACACCUCCAAAGGUGGACCGGGUCCCUUCUCCAUUGCUCUCUGGAGCCAGGAAGAGGGGACAAGGAUGGUAGGAGGUGAGGGACCAAAAGGGAUCCACGAGGGCUAAGGCCACUGUCCGGAGCUACCCGGGCAGCGGGGUCAGCCUGAAUUUCUACAUGUUCACUGUGGACCAAGGAAUGCAGUGGCCAGGCGGGUGGGGAGGGGAGGGGAGUGCCGAGCCCUAAUUCCUUUUAACCAGUGCCAUUCUUACAAAACAUGGUUUUAUAUGAAUUAUACAGCACAACUUAGUUUGUAAUCUGUGGGGUAGUGCUCUUAAUGGGUUUUGCAUCAUUUCUUCGUAUAGCUCUUAUAAAGCUGAAGGCUUGGUUUUGGAUUUUUUUUUUUUUUAGCCUGCCAAUGUCGUCAUAGCAUGCCUGUGCCCUAGCAUGCGCUCUAACUGCAUGCUACACAUUCGAGAUGAAACAGCCAUUAUGAUAGCCAUAGGGUAAAAAUAGGGAAAAAAAAAAAAAAA
Messenger RNA from Vombatus ursinus (common wombat), 3437 nucleotides. RefSeq names its product sphingomyelin phosphodiesterase 3 (gene SMPD3). The coding region runs from base 814 to 2790 and encodes 658 amino acids. Gene Ontology annotation, cellular component: extracellular region; cytoplasm. NCBI's taxonomy places the organism in Eukaryota, Metazoa, Chordata, Mammalia, Diprotodontia, Vombatidae. Gene Ontology annotation, molecular function: sphingomyelin phosphodiesterase activity. The record is from RefSeq and is a predicted model, not a curated record. The transcript is spliced from 11 exons. Gene Ontology annotation, biological process: sphingomyelin metabolic process.